AUGCGUUUCCUCACUACCAAACUCCCGCUCAUCCUCGCUGCCUCAGCUUCCCUCGUCGCUGCCCAGGAUGCCACCACCACCGCAACCGCCACGAGUACGAAGUGUGCUGCCCAGAAAGUCGUCGACCAAUGCAUAUUGACCAUGAAGUUCACACUGGAAAACUGCGACUCCAGCGACUGGGAUUGUAAAUGCCAAGGAAGUACAAAUAUCGUCAACUGCUACAACAACUGCCCCGACGACCAAGAGCGUCUAGGCGCUCAACAAAUCCGCGAGCAAAACUGCAUCGCCGCAAAAGCCUACGGCACGCAAACUACAACGGCUGGCAUAGCUACACCAUCUGCAUCUGUAUCUAUGUCUUCGGCAUCUAUGUUGACAUCUACAAGUAUGAUGGCUGAACCGACGGGGUCUAGGAGUGGUCUUGAGAGCAAUACUAAGGAUAGCAAGGUGACGAAGUCGUUGACCGGACUUGAGGCAACAGCUACGCCUAAUGAGGGUGCGGCGACGGCGAGGGUGAAGGUUGUUGGCAGCUGGUUGGCGUUUUUGGGGCUAGGGUUGGGAGUUUUUGUUUAG
Messenger RNA from Penicillium atrosanguineum, 570 nucleotides. Its product is annotated as GPI anchored serine-threonine rich protein. Bases 1 to 570 code for a protein of 189 amino acids. Lineage: Eukaryota; Fungi; Ascomycota; Eurotiomycetes; Eurotiales; Aspergillaceae. The transcript is spliced from 3 exons. The record is from RefSeq and is a predicted model, not a curated record.